Messenger RNA from Acaulospora morrowiae, 204 nucleotides. NCBI's taxonomy places the organism in Eukaryota, Fungi, Glomeromycota, Glomeromycetes, Diversisporales, Acaulosporaceae. The record is from the annotation of a GenBank genome assembly.
AUGUUUUCUACAUUGAAACGAACAAGUUCCAUAAAGGACUUUGCAUUUUAUUCUUUACCAAGAGCUACACCAUACAAAAUUUCAUUAGUAUCUCUCGAUUGGAUACGUAAAAAAGAUCCCCCUAUUGCGUUAGGACACGCGUGCAUUAAAGCGGCGUUACGUCAAUCAUUCAGACAGUCUCAACUUAUGGUUAACGACCAUACG